Messenger RNA from Vidua macroura (Pin-tailed whydah), 1721 nucleotides. RefSeq names its product forkhead box D3 (gene FOXD3). The coding region runs from base 26 to 1231 and encodes 401 amino acids. The record is from RefSeq and is a predicted model, not a curated record. The transcript has a single exon. Gene Ontology annotation, molecular function: DNA-binding transcription factor activity, RNA polymerase II-specific; RNA polymerase II cis-regulatory region sequence-specific DNA binding. NCBI's taxonomy places the organism in Eukaryota, Metazoa, Chordata, Aves, Passeriformes, Viduidae. Gene Ontology annotation, biological process: anatomical structure morphogenesis; regulation of transcription by RNA polymerase II; cell differentiation.
ACCGCGCCCCGUCCGCCGAGCGGGGAUGACCCUGUCGGGCGGCGGCAGCGCCAGCGACAUGUCCGGCCCCGCCGUCCCGGCGGCCGAGGAUGUGGAUAUCGACGUGGUGGGCGAGGGCGACGACGGGCCGGGCAAGGACAGCGAGGGCGAGGCCGGCAGCCCCGCCGCCCUGCCGCGCCUGCCGCUGGACGAAGCGGCGGAGCUGGCGCUGCCCGCGGAGGCGGGCGCGGAGAGCGGCAGCAGCGGCAGCGGGAGCCCGGCCGGGACGGCCCCCGGCGGCACGGCCGAGGGCGGCAAGGGGGGCGGCGAGGAGGGGGCGAGCGGCGGCGGCGGCGGGGCAGCGGGGCAGAGCAAGCCCAAGAGCAGCCUGGUGAAGCCGCCCUACUCGUACAUCGCCCUCAUCACCAUGGCCAUCCUGCAGAGCCCGCAGAAGAAGCUGACGCUCAGCGGCAUCUGCGAGUUCAUCAGCAACCGCUUCCCCUACUACCGGGAGAAGUUCCCCGCCUGGCAGAACAGCAUCCGCCACAACCUCUCCCUCAACGACUGCUUCGUCAAGAUCCCCCGGGAGCCCGGCAACCCGGGCAAGGGCAACUACUGGACGCUGGACCCGCAGUCCGAGGACAUGUUCGAUAACGGCAGCUUCCUCCGCCGCAGGAAGCGCUUCAAGCGGCACCAGCAGGAGCACCUGCGGGACCAGACGGCGCUGAUGAUGCAGGGUUUCGGCGCCUACGGCCUGGCCGGACCCUACGGCCGCCCCUACGGGCUGCACCCCGGCGCCUACACGCACCCCGCGGCGGCCGCGGCCGCGCUGCAGUACCCCUACAUCCCCCCGGUGGGGCCCAUGCUGCCGCCCGCCGUGCCGCUGCUGCCGUCCAGCGAGCUCAGCCGCAAAGCCUUCAACUCCCAGCUCAGCCCCAGCCUGCAGCUGCAGCUCAACAGCCUGGGCGCCGCCGGCUCCAUCGUCAAGUCGGAGCCCAGCAGCCGCCCGUCCUUCAGCAUCGAGAACAUCAUCGGCGUCCCUGCCGCCAGCUCGGCCGCCAGCGCACAGACUUUCCUGCGGCCGCCGGUCACCGUGCAGUCGGCCCUCAUGGCCCACCAGCCGCUGGCGCUGGCCAGGACCACCGCGGCCAUCGCCCCCAUCCUCAGCGUGCCUACCAACAUCAUCGCGGGGCAGUUCCUGCAGCCCGCGGCCCCCGCCGCCGCCGUGCAGGCCAAGUGGCCGGCGCAGUAGCCCCGGGCGGUAGCCCCGGGCAGCGCCCCGGGGAGCUCCGGCCGCCCCCUCGGGGCUCCGCGGCCGCCCGGGCUCGAAGCAGCAGCGGGCACCGGCCGCCGCCUCCGCCGCUUGUACAUAUUUGUAUCAAAAAUCACUGACGUUGCUUUCGGGGUUUUUAUUUUUCUAAAGAGGCGAAAAUGACGGUCGCGAUUAGGAGCUGCGAACUUUCACUUUUUUUGAAGGUUCCGGCGCUCCGAGCGGUUUUAUCCGAAAUAAACGAUCAAACGAGGAAAAAAAAUUGUAUAAAAAAGAAAUAAGCGGGGGAAAUUUUAAUUAUUAAACGAACGAACAGAAAAAAAAAAAGAGAAUUUUGGAGAGAAAAAAAGAAAAGGAGGAAAAACGCUGUCAUUCUAUUAUAGAAGUCUGUUUAUAUAUGAAUGAAUAUAUGUAUUCUAAAUGUUAUCCCUUCGUGUUGUACACAACUUUGUAAAUAAAUUUUUAAAAUGCU